ACGUCAGUUGCUCUCGUGCUUCUAGCGAAAGGGAAAAUGUCGGCGUGUUAGUGGGGUUUUGUUGUGCCACUAGAGAGUGACUUUUAGCUACGGUUUCCUGAACAUAUUUUACCGAAGAAAAUCCUCCAUCAAUACGGCUUCGAAAAGACUCUACAUCGUCGGGUUUGCCAAUAUAUGGCGUAUCAGUCCUACUGGUUGGCGAUGUCAGUAGCAAAGAAUGAUUUUGUCGUGGGUGGCAAAUACAGGCUGAUGAGGAAGAUUGGCUCUGGAUCCUUUGGCGACAUUUACCUCGGUAUCAACAUCGCUAAUGGCGAGGAAGUUGCUGUUAAGAUGGAGCCUGUGCGUGCUCGGCAUCCACAACUUUUGUACGAAUCCAAAUUAUAUAAAAUUCUGCAUGGCGGUAUAGGAAUACCUCAUAUACGUUGGUAUGGGCAAGAACGAGAUUAUAAUGUACUUGUUAUGGACCUUCUUGGUCCAUCUCUUGAAGAUCUUUUCACUUUUUGUACAAGAAGGUUUACAAUUAAAACAGUCUUAAUGUUAGCAGAUCAAAUGAUUGGUAGGAUCGAAUAUGUUCAUUGCAAACAUUUUAUUCAUAGAGAUAUCAAACCAGAUAAUUUUCUAAUGGGUAUUGGUCGUCAUUGUAAUAAGCUGUUUAUUAUUGAUUUUGGAUUAGCUAAAAAGUAUAGAGACAAUCGUACGAGACUACAUAUAAUGUACCGAGAGGAUAAAAAUUUAACAGGCACAGCAAGGUAUGCUUCAAUUAAUGCUCACCUUGGAAUAGAACAGAGCCGUCGUGAUGAUAUGGAAUCACUUGGUUAUGUGCUUAUGUAUUUCAAUCGAGGAUCUUUGCCUUGGCAAGGACUUAAAGCUGCUACCAAAAAGCAGAAAUACGAAAAAAUAAGUGAAAAGAAAAUGUCCACACCCGUAGAAGUUUUAUGUAAAGGAUUUCCUGCUGAAUUUGCGAUGUAUUUAAAUUAUACGAGAGGUUUACGUUUCGAAGAAAGUCCAGAUUACAUGUAUCUUCGUCAACUUUUCCGUAUACUCUUUCGUACAUUAAAUCAUCAAUAUGAUUACACGUUCGAUUGGACAAUGUUAAAACAAAAAGUAGUAGUAGGUAGUAGUGUUAAUAGUGGAGCAACUGCAGCUGGUCCAAGUCAAGCAGCUCAAGGUGCUCAGGGUCAAGGACAAGCCCAAGGUCAAGCACCCACUCAGCCCAAUGCUCAAGCAGGAGCACGUUAAAACUACAACCGAUCGUCAUUGCAUCAAUCCUAUUUGCAGUUGCAAAAGUGUCCAAGAUCAGGUACUCAACUUUGUAUGAAUGCCAUGUCAAAGAGUUCAAUCAAUCAAUCCUCUAAGUUUAUACGACAGAGGAGUUCUACGAUUACAAACGUAUCGUACACGAUAAAGGACAAUGCCACGAAUACACGGUUGUGAAUUCACUGAUCAGUGAAAAUUUCAGUGUAUUCUUAGAGCUUAGAGUUUUGGUUGAUCCACCUCUUUUUGGGCUUAAAAUCCAAGUGAGAUCAGCCAGAGGUGGCUUGUUCUUAUUUUGUUAUUACCUAUUUAAUUCACCGUUGAUACUAAUUGAAAUAAAGGUUUUGAUGCCCCGAAGACGUUUGUAAGAAAAUACACAUAACGGUGUAACGUGUGAUUUAAUUAAAAAAAUCGACAUAUAUCUUUCAUAGAAAGAAAGAGAGAACAUUGUGACUAUUCUUAAAUAUUCGGGGUAGUUGAUGAAAUACAACAUACAAAAUUUUAUAUCUAUUCUACAAAUAGAAAGAAACACGCGAGAAUGAGUGAAUGGUUAAGCGAGAGUGUGAAGAAAAUAUAACUGUACUGAGAUAUAAAUACAGUUUGUUGCUUCCCAAUUUUUGUUUCAUUCUCAGUACUAUAUAGUAUAAAUAUAACGUGUGCAAUUUGAGAGAAAUGUUAUUUUUCUUGUAUAAGUCCCCAUGUCAAUGGUAUCAAAGAUUUUCCUUUGAUAGUAUUGACUCCGAUGAUAACAUUUUUUUAUAUAAAUAUAUAUAUACAUAACGUACACAUAGGAAUAUAUAUGCGUACAUACAAGUAAGUGACAGCAGUAUCUUCGAUCAAGUACUGACAAAUAAUACGAUCAUUAAGGCAACAGUUUAAUUUUUAGGUACACCGUGUCAAUCGAGAAACGAGCAAAUUGCUGGGAUUUUUGUCCUAACGAACUUGAUUAUUUACUCUCUUUCUUUCUGUGAGUACGUUCAGUCGAUUAUAAUAAACAAGAUCAACGUUGAACAGACUUUUUAUAUUGAAAAUGGAUUACAGGUUUACUUUUCAUGUAAAUAAGAUAAUUAAAAAAAAAA
Megachile rotundata (alfalfa leafcutting bee) is the source of this 2333-nucleotide messenger RNA. Its product is annotated as casein kinase I. NCBI's taxonomy places the organism in Eukaryota, Metazoa, Arthropoda, Insecta, Hymenoptera, Megachilidae. Gene Ontology annotation, molecular function: ATP binding; protein kinase activity. The record is from RefSeq and is a predicted model, not a curated record. Gene Ontology annotation, biological process: protein phosphorylation.